Wickerhamiella sorbophila is the source of this 1185-nucleotide messenger RNA. RefSeq names its product Obg-like ATPase 1. The coding region runs from base 1 to 1185 and encodes 394 amino acids. The transcript has a single exon. Gene Ontology annotation, cellular component: cytoplasm. NCBI's taxonomy places the organism in Eukaryota, Fungi, Ascomycota, Dipodascomycetes, Dipodascales, Trichomonascaceae. The record is from RefSeq and is a predicted model, not a curated record. Gene Ontology annotation, molecular function: ATP binding; GTP binding; ATP hydrolysis activity.
AUGCCCCCUAAGAAGCAAGUUCAAGAGACGAAGAUCCCCCUUGGUCGACCCGGUAAUAACCUUAAAAGUGGUAUCGUUGGUUUAGCUAACGUAGGUAAGUCCACAUUCUUCCAGGCCAUCACCCGCUGCCCUCUGGGUAACCCCGCAAACUAUCCGUUUGCAACUAUCGAUCCCGAGGAGGCCCGGGUUAUUGUGCCCAGUCCUCGCUUUGACAAGCUGUGCGAGAUGUACAAGCCUGCGAGUGAGGUCCCCGCAUUCUUGACCAUUUACGAUAUUGCUGGUCUUACACGUGGUGCCCAUGCUGGUGAGGGUCUCGGUAAUGCCUUCCUGUCGAACAUCCGUGCUGUUGAUGCCAUUUACCAGGUUGUCCGCUGCUUUGACGAUGCUGAGAUUAUCCACAUUGAGGGCGACGUCAACCCUGUUCGUGAUUUGCAGAUCAUCAACGACGAGCUGCGUCUCAAAGAUAUCGAGUUCUCGAAAAAGUAUCGUGAGAACGUUGAGAAGACCGCCAAGCGCGGUGGCCAGUCCAUGGAGGUCAAGAAGGCCAAGGACGAGCUUGAUAUGAUCGACAAGAUCAUUGAGCACCUCGAGUCCGGCAAGCGUGUUCACAACGGCGUUUGGUCCCCCAAGGAGGUUGAGCUCAUCAACAGCAUGCUGCUUUUGACAGCCAAGCCCUCCAUCUACCUGGUUAAUCUCAGCGAGCGCGACUACAUCCGCAAGAAGAAUAAGCAUUUGCUCGGCAUCAAGCAGUGGGUCGACGAGAACUCCCCUGGUGAUUUGAUCAUCCCCAUCUCCGUUUCUCUUGAGGAGCGUCUUUCUCACAUGGAGACCGACGAGGAGCGUGCUGCUGAGCUCGAGAAGCUCGGUACACAGUCUGCCCUCAACAAGAUUAUCAUCACUAUGCGUCAGGCGCUUGGUCUGAUCUCUUUCUUCACUUCCGGUCCCGACGAGGUCCGCGAGUGGACCAUUCGUGAAGGAACUAAGGCGCCGGCCGCCGCCGGAGUCAUUCACGGUGACCUGCAAAAGACAUUCAUUCUUGCCCAGGUCCAGCGUUACGAGGACCUGGUUGAGUGUGGUGAUGAGGCCGCCGUUAAAGCCGCUGGUAAGCUCAUGCAGAAGGGUAAAGAGUAUGUUGUUGAAGAUGGCGAUGUUAUUUACUUCCGUGCUGCUGCUGGUAAAAACUAA